This is a messenger RNA of Eutrema salsugineum, 852 nucleotides long. RefSeq names its product MLP-like protein 31. Gene Ontology annotation, biological process: defense response. The record is from RefSeq and is a predicted model, not a curated record. The transcript is spliced from 2 exons. Lineage: Eukaryota; Viridiplantae; Streptophyta; Magnoliopsida; Brassicales; Brassicaceae. Bases 114 to 629 code for a protein of 171 amino acids.
CCGUUACUUACUCACUCCUCUACAAAAAGAAGAGGCUAAGGAACUCAAAAGGGACUCAUCCUCUGUCAAAAACGUUUUAAUUCUCAGGGUAAACAAAACAUCAAGAGCAAAAAAUGGCGACUAGAAUGGUUGAGCCUGCAGUGAAUCCGACGAAGACAGAGGCGUCUAGUUUAGUUGGGAAGCUUGAGAUAGAUGUUGACAUCAGAGCUUCCGCUGGGAAGUUCCAUCACAUGUUUGCUGGGAGACCACACCAUGUCUCCAAAGCAUCUCCAGGCAACAUUCAAGGUUGUGAUCUGCAUGAAGGUGACUGGGGCAAAGUCGGCUCUAUCGUCUACUGGAACUAUGUUCAUGAUGGGGAGGCAAAAGUGGCAAAAGAAAGGAUAGAGGCAGUGGAGCCGGAGAAAAACAUGAUCACUUUUCGGGUGAUAGAGGGAGAUUUAUUAAAAGAGUAUAAGAGCUUUGUGAUCACUAUCCAAGUGACUCCUAAACAGGGAGGGCCAGGGAGUACAGUGCACUGGCACGUUGAGUAUGAGAAAAUUGACGAAAAAGUGGCUCACCCAGAGACCUUCCUUGAGUUCUGUGUUCAAGUUUCCAAAGAGAUCGAUGAACAUCUCCUGAACGAGGAAUGAGAAGAGUGCUAGCUCUUUAAUAGUGUAUGAUCUAUCCCUAUAUACAUGUGCCAUGAAUCAUGCCUGUAUUCUAGUAGUAAUCUAGUCUAUGAAAGUCCAAAAAAUAAGGAGCCGUGUGCGAUAUCGAGAUGAGUAUUGAGUGAUAUAUGAAAGUACUCUAAAUGUGUGUAUAUGUCAAGUACUUGUUUUUAAUAAAAGCUUGUAAUAUAUUUUUGUGGAUAAA